Molecule: messenger RNA, 894 nt
Organism: Cucurbita maxima (winter squash)
Lineage: Eukaryota; Viridiplantae; Streptophyta; Magnoliopsida; Cucurbitales; Cucurbitaceae
Product: coumaroyl-CoA:anthocyanidin 3-O-glucoside-6''-O-coumaroyltransferase 2-like
Exons: 2
Coding region: 1-894 (297 amino acids)
Source: RefSeq, a predicted model, not a curated record
AUGGGCAACGAAGAUGUUGGGUCCACGAAUCCAUCAUCCAAUACAGUCCAUCAUUUCAUCAGAUCCUGGGCGUCCAUCUCUGCUGGAAAUGGCCUUAAUGGUCCACUGCCGUCUCACGAUCGGACUGUCGUGCAAGACCCAGAAGGACUCGAAUCCGCUUUUCUCCGACAUCACUGGAGCGUUGCUGAACCCAUCUUUCUUGAUAGUGAGCCCAUCAGUCAGCGUUUAAGCGACAAGGUUCGAGCAACUUUCUCGCUGUCCAAACCCCAAAUCUCGAGACUAAAAAAUUGGGCGAAUUCCCAGAUAACCAAAUCGACCCAAUUUUCGAGUUUUGUAGUGACAUGCUCUGUGGUUUGGGUUAGUUUCAUUAUGUCGCGUGAGUUAAUCAGUGGCGGCUGUGGUGCAGAGGAUGAAGCGUGCUGCUUCGCGUUCACAGCCAAUUGCCGUAACGAACGACUUGGGUAUCGAAUCCCAGCGGAGUAUUUUGGGAAUUGCUUUGCGUUUUGCCUUACGACAGUAGAGAAGAGUGAGCUUUUGGGGGAAAAUGGGUUAGUUGUGGCAAUGAAAGCGAUCGAGAAAAGAGUGGGAGAAGUGAAGAAAGAGACUUUGAAAGACGCAAUGGCGGAGACGACCGUGUGGAAGGAAUUUGUUGAACGUGGAACUAUGCUUUGCGCCGUUGGGUCGCCGAGGUUGGGCGCGUAUGACACCAGUUUUGGGUGGGGGAGGCCCAUAAAGACCGAGGUGGUUCAAGUUGAUCGUGGGAGGUUGUUUUCUAUAGGAGAAUCCAGGAAUGAAAAUGGUGGCAUUGAAGUUGGGUUGGGUCUGGGUUCGACUCAUAUGGCUAGCUUUGUUGCCGUGUGGGAACAAAAUCUAAAGCUUCUCGGUUGCUCAUGA